Messenger RNA from Lonchura striata (white-rumped munia), 542 nucleotides. Lineage: Eukaryota; Metazoa; Chordata; Aves; Passeriformes; Estrildidae. The record is from RefSeq and is a predicted model, not a curated record.
CUGCUGGGGGGGCUCUGCGUGGCCGCCUCGCGCCUGCGGCGGGCCAGGACCAGCCUCGUGCUCGGCGCCGGCAUCCUCUUCGUGGCCGCGGGUAUGACCCCCAAAUCCGCCCCAAAAUCCCCGAAAUCUACCCCAAAAACCCCGAAAAUCCAUCCCAAAAUCCAUCCCAAAAUCCAUCCCAAAAUCCAUCCCGGCAUCCUCUUCGUGGCCGCGGGUAUGAACUCCCAAAUCCGCCCCAAAAUCCCCGAAAUCCACCCCAAAAUCCAUCCCAAAAUCCAUCCCGGCAUCCUCUUCAUGGCCGCGGGUAUGAACCCCCAAAUCCGCCCCAAAAUCCCCGAAAUCCACCCCAAAAUCCAUCCCAAAAUCCCCAAAAUCCAUCCCAAAAUCCAUCCCGGCAUCCUCUUCGUGGCCGCGGGUAUGACCCCCAAAUCCGCCCCAAAAUCCCCGAAAUCCACCCCAAAAUCCAUCCCAAAAUCCAUCCCGGCAUCCUCUUCCUGGCCGCGGGUAUGAACCCCAAAUCCGCCCCAAAAUCCAUCCCAAAA